AGUUGACGAUCCCAGAGAGCGAGAGAGCUAAACAAAAACCGUACCGACCUACAGGCUGCGGCAAGUUUCAUUCUAAUAACCGCGAUAAAUUCGGAGUUGCGCUGUUCGGAUUCGGUUGGGCGUGUCGCUGACUUGAAAAACAAGAAUCUCCAAACAUGAGUGGCCAGCAGUAUUACCCGUACAAGUGUACCCCCACGGUGUACCCCGCGGAUCCCUUCGACCCCGCGGCGGACGCGGAGACUCUUCGCAAGGCUAUGAAGGGUUUUGGCACAGACGAGAAAGCAAUCAUCGAUGUGCUGUGCCGACGUGGAAUCGUACAGAGACUCGAAAUCGCCGAAACCUUCAAAACUAACUAUGGAAAGGAUCUGAUCAGUGAACUGAAGAGCGAGCUAAGCGGCAACCUGGAGAACGUGAUCGUCGCCCUCAUGACUCCUCUCCCCCACUUUUACGCCAAGGAACUGCAUGACGCUGUUGCGGGGCUGGGAACUGAUGAGGAAGCCAUCAUCGAGAUCCUCUGCACACUCUCCAACUACGGCAUCAGGACUAUCUCUGCUUUCUAUGAACAGUUAUACAACAAAAGCCUGGAAUCAGAUCUGAAAGGCGACACCUCUGGGCAUUUCAAGAGGCUUUGCGUCUCGCUAUGUAUGGCCAAUCGCGACGAAAACCAAGGCGUGGACGAAGGUGCCGCCAAAGCGGACGCAGAGGCCCUGGCUAACGCUGGCGAAGGCCAGUGGGGCACCGACGAAUCCGUUUUCAACUCCAUCCUUAUAACACGCUCUUACCAGCAGUUGAGACAGAUAUUUGCCGAGUACGAGGCGUUGACCGGAAAAGACAUUGAAGAGUCUAUCAAGAAGGAAUUUUCUGGAAGCGUAGAGAAAGGCAUGCUGGCUAUUGUAAAAUGCGUGAAGAGCAAAGUAGGAUUCUUCGCUGAGCGCCUCUACUAUUCCAUGAAGGGCUUAGGCACCAACGACAAGACCCUGAUCAGAAUCGUGGUCAGUCGCUCAGAGAUCGAUCUGGGAGACAUCAAGCAGGCAUUCCUCGAGAAAUACGGGAAACCUUUAGAGGACUGGAUUGCUGGCGACACUUCCGGGGAUUACAAGAAGGCUUUAUUGACCCUUGUCGAAUAAUAUCAGCGGCGAAUAACCACCUAGUUCCAUUAUUUUAAGUUUUGUAUAUGUGUCAAUUGUUAGGUGUUAAGAUUAAGGCGUGGGUACUAAAUUCAACGUUGAAUCUCAGGACUUGGAAGAAAAGUUAUACGUUAUAAGGUCUGAAAGCAUACUGCUAGUGCGGUCUCGUGAUUUUAUUUCAAACAGUGACCUUAUUUAAAUAUAUGUAUAAAAGACUGUUGAGAAAGUACAAAAACAUUUUUCAAAUAAAUAUCUUAGUUCCAUAUAAAUGAAAUAUAACAUUCCAUAGUUUAAGGCUAGUUUAACUUAAAUAUAACGUAAAACGUUAAUUAACUAAGCUCAUCGUGAAGGCAAAACCGUCACUGUAUGAAAUAUCGUUUUCACCCGCACAUCAGUAUGGACACAAUCUCACUCAUUCACUCUCAAGACAGGUGGAACCACAUCUCAAUAUAUUACAAGCUCUGUUUGGUAUCCAUGCCGUUUGUCACAAUGAUCUGUAUAUUUCGCUUGUCACGGUCAUGUAACUUUCUGCACAGUAGCUAACAGCUUCAUGCAUGAGGGUAGUGGUCGAACCACACUCGUGUUUAGUUUUACAAGUAGAUGUUGCAAUUGUUUUCAGGAGGAAGUAGGAGGCCCGAUCGGCAGGCUCCUUUCUACAAUGUGUUACUAAAACGACAGAUUAUAUAAAACUCAAUAUAACGAGCGCCAUAUUGCUGUGUUACUAGAGUCGAAUAAAAUAGUUUUGUAACCAAGUACAAUCACGUUUGCGUUUGAAAAUAUAUUUUUAAUAAACGUUUUUUAAGCUACUUAAGUUAGUUUAUUGAAUUUUAUUUUCAUGCUUAACACGAAUGCACGUUGUGUGAUAUUUUGUAAUGAACUUAUGGGCCAGUUUCUUUUUUUGCUCGCUAAAGUUACAGCAUUGGUUUUCGAUAUUGUUUACAGGAAGACCUAACGGGUGACUUCAGGAAUGUGCUAGUCACACUUUGUGCUUAAUCCUGCAAAAUAAAAUUAGUGAACAAAAUUUUUUGAUUGGAGCUUUGCAUGUUAGUAGUUAACGUAUUCGGAUUCGGAAUUAUUACGGAGUACAAUGUAAUAUUUUGCAGGAUGAUACGAAGGGGGACUACAAACGUGUUUUACUCACUAUCGUGUCGUAGGAGAUCGCAUAAUAAGACUACAAUAUUUAAUAUUUACCUUGUUAAGUUCCGACCUGAAACUGCCUUUGUAUUUGUAUAACUGUUACGAGAUGUAAUAUUAAAGCUUGAUAUUUUCGUGAAAAUGAGAUAUUUAUUGGUGCUGUAGUUUUGUUUAUACUAUUUACAUAUAUUUACAAUAAUUAUAAAUUAAACGAUGUAUGUUCA
Messenger RNA from Amyelois transitella, 2485 nucleotides. It is a transcript of the gene AnnIX, whose product is annotated as annexin B9. Lineage: Eukaryota; Metazoa; Arthropoda; Insecta; Lepidoptera; Pyralidae. The transcript has 8 exons. Bases 156 to 1127 code for a protein of 323 amino acids. Gene Ontology annotation, cellular component: cytoplasm. Gene Ontology annotation, molecular function: calcium-dependent phospholipid binding; calcium ion binding. The record is from RefSeq and is a predicted model, not a curated record.